AUGCCUCGAAAAGAAAAUCGAGUAAUAGCAUCGGAGCUUGUCAAAAGUACAAUGCUCUCUGUGGAUCGUGGGUACUUUUCGAAAUCAAAUCCUUACGAAGAUCGACCAUCGUCAAUCGGCUAUGCUGCGACUAUCAGUGCUCCUCAUAUGCAUGCUUAUGCUCUAGAAGCAUUAAGAGAUCAUCUUAAACCUGGUGCACAUGCCUUAGACGUUGGAUCUGGUAGUGGAUAUUUAACAGCUUGUAUGGCUCUUAUGGUUGGCCCUACGGGUGUUGCUGUAGGUAUAGAACAUAUUGAUGAGUUGACUAAAUUUGCUCUUUCAAAUGUUGAAAAUUGGUUUAAUCACAGUCAAAAUGCUCAGUCAUCGGGAAUAAAGCUAGGGAAGCAGCUAAAACUUGUUACUGGCGAUGGUCGUGAAGGAUGGCCACCAGAUGCACCUUAUGAUGCAAUUCACGUGGGCGCUGCGGCUCCAGUUAUCCCCAAUGCACUAAAAGAACAAUUGAAAAUUGGUGGCCGUUUAAUUUGUCCAGAGGGGCCAGAAGGUGGAAAUCAAGCGUUAGUUCAAAUUGAUCGUUUGGAAGAUGGAUCUUUUCACAGAAAACCUUUAAUGGGCGUGAUUUAUGUUCCGUUAACCGAUAAAUCUCGACAAAUCGGACCAAGAUAACCUUACACACUGCUCCUCAAACUACCCCAGCACACAAGGUAUCAUCGGGAUAAACGUACACUUGCCUAAGGCUAAAGUUACAGCAAUAUAUAACUUGUAUGUUGUUAUUAACGAAGUAGAAAUCAGCAAUAUUAGUCCUUCAAAUGAUUGAAAUCAAGACAUUUUUAUUAUGAAACCGAAAAAAAUUGUGUCAACGACUCGCGUUUUAUAGUUGCGGUCGUCAGGACGAAUAGUAUACGGGAUUUAGGAAUAUAUC
Molecule: messenger RNA, 919 nt
Organism: Schistosoma turkestanicum
Lineage: Eukaryota; Metazoa; Platyhelminthes; Trematoda; Strigeidida; Schistosomatidae
Source: the annotation of a GenBank genome assembly